AUGGCAAAGCGACGCCGAGGCGCCGCGCCAAGCCCUCCCGGCCAGUCUGCGGAGGAUGAGGCCGCCCGACGCAUCAAUCACGGCGCCCGUACCGCGCUGCAAGCAGUGGCCGGCCUGAGUAUCUACUCGGCUUUGCUCUGGCUGCUCGGCGCCGGCGACACUCCACCACCGGCGAGGGCGGCGACGUGCACGGAGGUCGAUGCGGCGCUCUCCAGACACACGUUGCUGCAUGUGGCUGGCUCGCACCGCGGCGGCACCACGCUGCUCGCCUCGCUGCUCGCAGCGCACCCUGCCGUCCACCCAUUUGCUCUGCGGCGCGAGGGCAUCGCGACCGCGAGUGGCCUGACCGGGCCGAUGAGCGAGGGCCUCUUCUGGCAGCCCGUCUACGACCAGCUUGACCUCGCGCAGCCGCCGCUGCCAUGGAGGCUCUGGCGAGGCGCGGCCGCCGCGUUGGGGCUUCAGUGCGGCAGCGUCCGUCUGCGAGGCAUGAGCACGUUCGCGCUGGCGACGGGCGCGCACGAGACGGAGGCGAACGAGAGCGGCGUCCUCACCACGGCGAACAGGCGGGCGCUCUUUGCCGCCUGGGCGCGCUUUUGGCCCAUUCUCGGCGAAGAGGGAAAGUCGCCAAGCCACGUGAUGCGCUGGCGCUCCCUGCUCGCGCUCUGGCGGCUGGGUGCGGCGCGGCCGCCUUUGGUUCGCUUCCUCUUCAUCUCGCGCCAUCCGCUCGCCGUGGCGGCGGCGCAGCGCCGCUGGGCGGACUCGCGCGGGCGUUCGAUCUUGCAGCCUGUGUCCCUAGAUGCGGAUGCCGAUCUCGCAGCCCGCCCGCCGCCGGAGCCACUCGCGUUUUACAGCCAACCGCUUGUGACGCACUGGCUGGUGGAGCACGAGACGCUCGCGUCCGACCUCACCGCCGUGCCCGCGGAGGAUGCCGCGCUCGGCCGCCGCGAGCCGCGACUGCGUGGCGCUGGCAGCGGCCCGACGCAGCCGGGGCAGGAGCGGACGUGCGCGAGGGCCUUCGCGCCCCACGGCCACGAGGCCUCGUGGGGCGCCAACUGCUCGACGCUCUGA
This is a messenger RNA of Emiliania huxleyi CCMP1516, 1068 nucleotides long. RefSeq lists its product as hypothetical. Lineage: Eukaryota; Haptophyta; Isochrysidales; Noelaerhabdaceae. The record is from RefSeq and is a predicted model, not a curated record. The coding region runs from base 1 to 1068 and encodes 355 amino acids. The transcript is spliced from 6 exons.